AUGGAGGAGAAAUUCAAGGAGCUGCAGGAGGUGCUUCCUCCGGCAGCAGCAGCAGCAGCACCAUCCCUUCAGCAACAGCAGCAGCAGCAAGAGCUGCAGCAGCAGCAACCGCAGCAGCAACAGCAACAGCACGAGAAGCUGAUGCAAGAGCUGCAGCAGGAAAGUAAGGAUCUACAGGAGAUGCAGCAACUGCAGCAACUGCAGCAGCAGCAGCACCUUGAGCAACUACAGCAGCAGCAACAGCAGCACGAGGAGGAGAUGCAACAAUUGCAGGAACUGCAGCAGCAACUAAUGAAUCCAGAUGCAGCAGCAGGAGAAUCAGCAGCAGCAGCAGCAGCAGCAAAUAAUAAUUUACCUCCUAUGGAUAAACGUUUGCUGCAAAUGCUGCAGCGAGUAGCAGAAGGGCCAGGAGACGGAGGUCCCCAUCUAUAUGAUCUGCUGAUGGAAAAAAUAAGAGAGGGUCAAUUUGGGGAAGAUGGUGCUGCUGCAUUAGACCGUAUUGAGCGUGAGAGCGAGGAAGCAGCAAGAAAGGAAGAAGAAUCAUUUGCUGCUAGUGGCCUAAAGGGCCGCAGCUUCCUUGAGGUAGCAGCAGCAGCACCACCAGCAGCAAAAGCUGUUGCUGCUGCUAUUAAGGGACUACAGUAUACACUAGUAGAUACGCAGCAGCAGCAGCAGAAACAGCAGCAAGAACUGCAGCAAAUGCAACAAAUGCAGCAAAUUGAGGCCAUUGAUCAGAUGCAACAACUGCAGCAACUGCAGCAGCUAGCAGGAGGAGAGCAGCAGGAGGAGGAAGAGGAGGAGGGCUUCCCCCCAUUCCUGCAGCAGCUGCAGCAACUGCAGCAGGAGCAGCAGAAGCAGCAACAGCAGCAGCAGGAGAAGAAGAAGAAACCACUGCAGCAGCAAGGAGGGAAGGAGGAAGGCGCAGACGUGUCAGCGCAGGAGAAGGACGAGGAGGAGGAGGAGGAGCAGCAGCAGCAGCAACAGCAGCAGCAGCAGCAGCUGCAGCAGAUGGCUAAGGAUUUUAUGCCAAUUAAGAGCAAAGAUGAAGCAAUUAGAGAAGUUGUUGCUGCUACUAGAGGGCUAUGCAGGGAGUACGGCGUGGGCCCAAAGGACAUUUCUACAGAGCGUCUGCCAUCAGGAGUAGAGUGA
This is a messenger RNA of Eimeria maxima, 1149 nucleotides long. RefSeq lists its product as hypothetical. NCBI's taxonomy places the organism in Eukaryota, Apicomplexa, Conoidasida, Eucoccidiorida, Eimeriidae. The record is from RefSeq and is a predicted model, not a curated record. Bases 1 to 1149 code for a protein of 382 amino acids. The transcript has 4 exons.